Molecule: messenger RNA, 1668 nt
Organism: Aaosphaeria arxii CBS 175.79
Lineage: Eukaryota; Fungi; Ascomycota; Dothideomycetes; Pleosporales
Product: carbohydrate-binding module family 43 protein
Exons: 3
Coding region: 1-1668 (555 amino acids)
Biological process (GO): fungal-type cell wall (1->3)-beta-D-glucan biosynthetic process
Cellular component (GO): cytoplasm; fungal-type cell wall
Molecular function (GO): 1,3-beta-glucanosyltransferase activity
Source: RefSeq, a predicted model, not a curated record
AUGCGAGCUGGUCCAUUGCCAUUCUUUGGCGCGGCUAUUACCGCUUUGUCUGGCGUUUCUGCUCAGAGCUAUAAUACCAUUCCCGAGAUUGAAAUUUACGGCCAAAAGUUCUUCUUUGCCAAUGGCUCUCAAUUAAGUGAUCGUAGACUUACCAGUCGUAGCUUGAUGAGGGGCGUUGCCUACCAGGAGAAUUACAGUCCAAAUGGCACAGCAUCUACUAACACAAAGUACACUGAUCCUCUGGCCGAUGCCGACAAGUGCAAGAGGGAUAUCCCAUACCUCCAACAGAUCUACACUAAUCUUAUCCGUGUCUAUGCGAUCGAUCCUUCUCAAAACCACGAUGACUGCAUGACACAGCUUGCCGACGCCGGUAUCUAUGUUAUCGCUGACCUCGGAGAGCCGGGUACUUCUAUCGAAAGCAACGAUCCUAUGUGGGAUGUGACACUGUACCGCCGAUAUACUAGCGUUGUGGACACACUUCAGAAGUACAAGAACGUGGUCGGAUUCUUCGCCGGAAACGAAAACGUCAGUGCCGGAAAUCAGACCGCUGCUGCGGCAUUCGUGAAAGCAGCCGUCAGGGAUGUGAAGGGAUAUAUUAGUUCUCAGAAUUACCGCAAGACUCUGGGCGUUGGCUAUGCUACAGCCGAUGUGCCUACAAGGAACGAGCUUGCUCACUACUUCGCUUGCCAGCCUGGAGAUCUCGGAAACCAGACCGCGAUUGACUUCUGGGGCUACAAUGUUUACUCGUGGUGCGGAGACAGCACAUACCAGCAGUCGUCCUAUGGCGAGCGCGUGAAUUUCUUCAAGGACUACCCUGUCCCUGUUUUCUUCGCCGAGUACGGAUGCAACGAAAACCUUCCCGGUGGCCCUACCAGUCGACCUUUCACCGAGGUCGAGGUCCUCUAUGGUAACAUGACCGAUGUCUUCUCCGGAGGCAUUGUCUACGAAUACUUCAUGGGCGAGAACGAAUUCGGUCUUGUCUCCAUCGAUGGCAGCAACGUCAGCCCUUACCCGGAUUUCACCUCGCUCAAGAGCCAGCUUGCCACUAUCAGCCCAACCACCACCGCCAAAAGCGACUACAAGCCCUCCAACUCGGCACCUGCCUGCCCCUCCGUCGGAUCUUCAUGGGAAGCAAAGGCUACACCCUUGCCCCCAUCCGUAAACCCUCAACUAUGCUCGUGCAUGGUCCAAAACCUCCAGUGCAACAUCAAGUCCAACGAUGCAGAGGGCUAUGGUGCUGUAUUUGAUUACAUUUGCGGCCAGAAGGAGGAACUCUGUUCGGGCAUCGCACACAACGCUACCACUGGAUCGUACGGCGCUAUCAGUGGCUGCGACCCCAAGGACCAGCUCGCGUGGGUCGCCAACCAGUGGUUCUUGAGCAACAACAAGCAAGCUCGUGCAUGCGACUUCAGCGGUAUGGCAACCACCCAGGCGGCUACCGUCGCCUCGGGAUGCCAGAGCGUGCUAGAUGCUGUUGGUACGGCUGGUACUGGAACUGUUGCGAGCCCGACCGGAAAGGGAACUGAGGGUGCUACCGCGGCGACUAGCUCCUCAAAGGGUGCUGCUCCUGGUCUCUCAUCCCCGGCCUUCUUCGAACAUGGUCAUCUUAUUUUCGGCGCGUAUGUGUCCGUCGCUGUGAUCUCGCUGGUUGGAAUGUUUGCGCUAUAA